GAAUUGUCCUUUCUAUCUAAUAUUCCUAUCUACUUUUCCUUGACCUCAGUGGAAACGGCAUGGGGUCAAGGAAAGGGGUAAAGGAGAACUCAUAGGACUUAUGAAAAGCCGACAGCGCUGCUCAGAGACAUUCACUAUACUACAUCAUUAUGCAACUGUGGAUUUUAUUGACGUGCGUCUGCCGUGGUGAAACUACAAAUUUCUGAAGAUGGACCUCAAAAAACGCAAUGGCUCCAUCCAUAAUUUUUCAGUGUGUAUUAUCACUAUGUGGCAUCAGAUGUAAAUGAUUCACAUCUAACAGUAACUUACAUGAUGAUGUGCGUCACUUCUGGGUCAUAUUCAUACUCGUCUUCUUCUACUUUCGGUUGAAUCGUUUAAAUAUCACUGCCGCAAUGAAUUGUGGGGCGUCUAUUUCUCCUUUCCUUUUGUGUACCCUAUGCUAAAGGAGAUGGGAAAGGAAGCAUUUGAGCACCUUUCCUUAGCAUUUAGAGAAUCUGAAACACCUCAUCAUGGCUGACUAUGAAAUACUUCUGGGUCACGUUAAGAUUUAGAAAACUUCCUGAGCCAAUUUGAAAAUUCCACCAUACCCCUGAACAUGCCGUAUAUAAAAACGUAUGUACAUUCUCUGGGUCCGGAAAGUGAAGACAAUGCGGGAGUGCCUGAAACCUGUAUUCUCUUCAAUGACCAGCAGAGGAACAAUCAGUCUGAUCCAAACAGCUGAUUAUUGUGGCCCACACCUUGAAAUGUUCAGAUAACCGAGCAAUAUAAGUUCUGGGUUUCUUGUUGUGCCGUCACCAUUCUGACCAUUGCAGUGGUUCGCUGUGAAGUCCUCCUGGCUCUAAGACUGCACAUAUUUCUGCAAGAAUGAAGGCUGGUCACAAGUGUCUACUUUUCCUGCAUGUUUUGCUCUCUGUCAUCAUUUUGGGCCACGGCAAAGAUCUUUUCUUCAGUGCCAAUGGGAACCUCGUACUCCCUGGGUCCUACAAAAUUCCAUGGAUGGCAAGCAUUGAGGAUUUCCGCACCCUAUCGAGCAUCACCAUCCCCGGUACCCAUGAUACCAUGGCCCUCUACGGAGGCCCGGAGGCCGAAUGCCAGGCUUUAGCCCUGAGGGAUCAGCUGAGGGCUGGGAUUCGUUUUUUGGAUUUCAAAGUGUUUGGUCUGUUUGACACCCUCUAUGUUAUGAAUGGUGUGAUGUACCAGCGUAGCACUUUCAAGCAGGUCCUAGACACAGUUAAAGCCUUCCUGUCCGAGUUCAAGACUGAGGCUGUGCUCAUCAGAGUGCAACCGGAGUCCUUUGAGAAGAAAACAGUCAAUGAAAUGGUGAAGAAGCUGAUUGGCAACGACCAACAUGUCUGGUUGACCUCUGGGAUGCCAAACAUGGGCCAAGUCAGGGGUAAAAUAGUAUUUUUGCAGAGGAGCACCUUCACACUAGGGAUUCCCCUCGUGGAAACAGAAGGUAAAUCCAAGGUUAGCAAUGUAAAAGAUAAAGACAACAUAUUAAUAAAACAGCUGAACCAAGCCAUGGAGGGCUUUGGAGGUGACAAUGCUGUUGUGACUUACACUAGUGGCACUGGCUUUGGUACUUUCUGGGGCAUGUUUCUGACUCCAAAGGGAGUGGCUGAAAAGGUAAACCCAUGGCUUAAUCAAUACCUGAGACAGUUUUACCCUAAUAAGCCCAGACCAUGCUUUUGUAUCAUUGCCAUGGACUUCCCUGGCAUUGACCUCAUUCAGACUAUAAUCAAUAUAAACUGGUGGUAGAGGUUAUGUAGAAAAACACAGUGCAUCCCAUGUGUUUGAGAGGUUCUGAGGUUCAAUCUGUUGGAUGUAUUGCUAUGAAAUCUUUCCUGUAUUCACUCUUCAGUUAACACACUUUGAUAAAGCAAAAAUGUCUUGUAAUCCAAAACUUAUACUCUACUCAUCAUUGUCAGUUGAAUCCUGAACUGUGCACAACUAACACUAACAUUUUCUGACAAAAAUAAAUGUCAAUCUACUGCCUCCUCA
Messenger RNA from Scophthalmus maximus (turbot), 2001 nucleotides. RefSeq names its product 1-phosphatidylinositol phosphodiesterase. The record is from RefSeq and is a predicted model, not a curated record. The transcript has 4 exons. The coding region runs from base 865 to 1758 and encodes 297 amino acids. NCBI's taxonomy places the organism in Eukaryota, Metazoa, Chordata, Actinopteri, Pleuronectiformes, Scophthalmidae. Gene Ontology annotation, molecular function: phosphoric diester hydrolase activity. Gene Ontology annotation, biological process: lipid metabolic process.